AUGUCGGGGUUUGAGAUUGCAGGGGUCGUGCUUGGGAGCAUUCCCCUAGUGAUCUCGCUCCUCGAGCAUUAUCAAGGCGGGCUGCGAACGAUCCAAAGGUUGCGAAAGUACGACAGGGAAUUGCAGAGUCUCAUCCGAAACCUCAGGACGGAGCAAGCGAAGCUCCAGAAUGUUUGCGAGAAGCUCCUUGAGGGGCUCGUCCCGCUGUCUCGCAUUGAUGAGAUGGUUGAGAACCCUUUCGGAGAUUUGUGGUCGGAUGAAGAGAUACAAAAGAAGAUACGGGCUAGGUUAUGGCGGUCCUGGGGAGUUUUUGAGCAGACCGCGAUAGACAUGAACGCUGCUAUCGAGGAGAUGAUGGAGAGACUCGGAGGGAAAGACAAGGCAUCAUGGCUGGACGGCACUUCGAUCUCAAGAGAGCUAAAACGAAUGAACUUUACGCUAAGUCGGAGCGCUUAUGCCGAUAUAAUGUCGACUAUCAAAGACGGUAUCUCGAGCCUCGAGUCUCUCACAACCACAAACAUCGAACUUGAGCCGCCACGUCGCCUAAGAUCUCGUGUGAAACUGCUGUCUGUGCUGCGUGGCGUCUCGUCGAGCAUCUAUCGAGCUAUCAGGUCAAGUUUAACCUGCACAUGCAAGCACGACAUCUCCCUGCGCCUUUCGAGCUCGCAUGGCGAAAUCACACCAGCGGAUGACUUGGAACGAGUGAUUCAGAGCAUAAAGUUUCAUCUCGCUCUUUCUCAGUCAUUCGGCGGCGAGGAUCCCGAGGCCGAUUCGGUGAAACCCCAAAGUUGGGAGGAAGUCCUCAUCCAAGCAAACCCGAUUCCGAAAAUCUCACAUGUCCACUCUCACGCCGUUUCUGCCUGCAUAGCCAAACCCACCGGACGCAAGAGGAUGACCGUCUCUUUCGCCACUCGAUCGUCUUCAUCUUGUACCACUUUAGUGGAGACACCGACCACUACCUCUCUAGCCACUUCCUUGUCCACUUCGUUGUCUGGACUUACGCUGCAGGCAAAAAGCAGGUCCUUCUCUGGCUCCGAUUCAUGCCUGAAACUAUGCGAGGAGCUGAAGAGGUUUCUUGCUCACGGCAAGUCAUUAGACAUCUUUGGGACGAUCAUUGAUCGGCCAUCUUUAAAUCCACGGAGCUACAACAUCUUUCUCCCGUCAAUCCUCUCUUUCGAGAACCCAAGCCCCUUGCAAAUGGUGUCCCUGCGCGACGUUCUAGAAGGUCAAGGAGAUCUCCAACCGCCCACAUAUAAAGAGCGUCUUCACCUGGCCUCUGCAAUAGCCUUGAGCGUGCUUCAACUCCACAAUAGCCCAUGGAUGCCACCCGCCUUAGGCAGCCGCAACGUUUUCUUCCUAAAGAGGGGAGACUCUGUCUAUUAUGACCAUGCCUUCGUUAUGGCAGACAGCCCUCCCUCCCAAGCUUGGGCAAAGCCCUCCUGUAUAAUCCGUAGCCCAGCACUGCUUGCGCUCGGUAUAUUGCUUAUCGAACUUAUUCGCGGCCAGACCAUAGAUUCCCUCCGAACCCCGAAAGAGAUGCUCGACCCUGAAUCCAGUGUUCUUGCCGACUACAUGACAGCGGAACGGUUGGUCCACGACAUUUACCAGUCGAGCUCGAAUUAUGCAAGCGCUGUACGUCGCUGCAUAAAUCAACAGUUUAAGACACCGGAUCUCAACUUGGAGGAUGAUGAUUUUUGCCAAGAAGUGUAUGCUGGAGUUGUGGCUCUGCUGGAAGAGGAUUUGAGUUAUACGAGAUAG
Molecule: messenger RNA, 1758 nt
Organism: Scedosporium apiospermum
Lineage: Eukaryota; Fungi; Ascomycota; Sordariomycetes; Microascales; Microascaceae
Exons: 2
Coding region: 1-1758 (585 amino acids)
Source: RefSeq, a predicted model, not a curated record